CGCAGCCCGUUGCAGAGCCCGGGGCGGCCAGAGCCCCGCCAUGUCGCGACCCAACCGGCAGGAGUACAAGUACGGGGACUUGGUGUUCGCCAAGAUGAAGGGCUACCCACACUGGCCGGCCCGGAUUGACGAGGUCCCUGAGGCCACCGCCAAGUCCACAGCCAACAAGUAUCAGGUGUUUUUUUUCGGGACCCACGAGACGGCAUUCCUGGGCCCCAAAGACCUCUUCCCUUACGAGCAGUCCAAGGAGAAGCUGGGCAAGCCCAACAAGAGGAAAGGCUUCGGCGAGGGCCUGUGGGAGAUCGAGCACGACCCCACCGUCAAGGCGUCUGCAGCCAAGCCCGCCCAGAAGAAGAGGAGCCGGGGAGAGACCAAGCCCCGGGCCGCAGCCGGGGACGGCGAUCGGAAGGGCAAGGACGAGGGGAGCAGUGAUGAGGAGGGGACGCUGGUCAUGGUCAUCGAGGAGCCGGCUGCGGAGAAGAAGGAGAAGGGGGCACUGAAGAGGAGAGCAGCGGAGCUGCUGGAGGAGCCCCCUAAACAACCCAAGGCAGCAGAAGACGCCGCAGUGGAGGAGAAGGCGGUUGCCAUCUUGGCGGCAGAGCAGCUCGUGUCUGCUGAGGUGGAGAACGGCGCCACCUCCGAGCAGCCUCAGGAGAAAGAGGAGGAGGAAGAGGCUGCCAAGAAGGCUGAGGUCCCCAGCGUCAGAGAUCAGGAGAGGUUGCUGGAUUCUAUACCUCAGCUUGAAGUCUAAGAAAUACGAGACAGAAAACCCAGGACACUCGUCGUCAUGUUAUUUCCAGAUCUGGAGAUCCCUGACUGACCUGGCUGCUUCUCUCUACCAUUCAGAGUCUUAAUUUUAUAUUGUUUUAUGUAGAGUGUCCAAAGUAUGUAUGGGUACUUAGCAGGGGAAUAGGAAAAUGUAUGUCUACUCCAUCUUCUCAAAAGUCAAUAUCUAAAUAUAUUUUUUAAACUAAAGAAAGUCCCCCAGCUAUUUGCUGAAUAAAUAGCUUUUACUGUUUCAA
Messenger RNA from Oryctolagus cuniculus (rabbit), 1022 nucleotides. Its product is annotated as hepatoma-derived growth factor. Lineage: Eukaryota; Metazoa; Chordata; Mammalia; Lagomorpha; Leporidae. The record is from RefSeq and is a predicted model, not a curated record.